AUGCAACCUCAAAGCACUGAUACACAAAUCUAUGUCGGCGAUUUACACCCAGAAGUCACCGAGUCUGAGCUUUACACUCUCGCCUCCCUCUCUGGCAAGGUUGUAUACAUCCGAGUUCUCAGAAAUUUACAAACCAAAGCAGCUCUUGGAUUUGCCUUUAUUCAAUUUGCUGACAUCGCCAGCACUAUUCGUGCCCAAGAAGAAAUGAAUGGUACCAGCGUCAGAGGCAAACACAUCAGAGUAAUGAAGUAUUCCCGAGAGCGCGAUCCUGAAGCCAAUAUUUUUGUCAAGAAUUUCAAUGAGGAUGUCACAACCAAAACACUGGAGCAUCAUUUCAGAAAAUUCGGACCAAUACUUUCAAGCAAAAUUUGCUAUAAUAUUUAUAGUAAUUAAUUUGGCUGGGACUAAGAAUUUUAUAUAUAUAAAUUAGAUAGAGGAAAAGAAUUAUUUGAAAAAAAAAUAGAAAAAGAGGGUUUAAUAGGAAUAUGAUGAUAGCGGAAAAUCAAAAAGAUUUGGCUUCGUUCAGUUCGAAAAAAAAGAAGCUGCACAAGCUGCUAUACAAGCUGCAAAUGGUAGCGAUUGGAAUGGAGCUACUGUGCAGGUAGAAAAAUACGUCCCGAUAGGAAAAAGAACAUAUCUCAGCUCACAAAACUUGUAUGUCAGAGGGUUUGGGGCUGAAAUGACCAAUGAAAAAUUAAAAGAAAAAUUUUCGCAGUAUGGAGAAGUCACGUCUUCAGCUGUCAUUAAGUCACCUGACGCCAAUGGGUCUGAGAAGUACUAUGGCUUUGUAUGCUUCAAUAAUGCUGAAAAUGCUAAAAAGGCUGAAGCCCUGCAUGGAGUCCAAGAUGAAGGAUUUGCUUGGUAUGUAGUCCCACACAUGAAGAGAGGUGCAAGACUCGCUUGGCUAAGAAGCGAAUAUUUAAAGAAGCAAGAAGACUGGAAGAGGAGAAAUAUACUUUUUACUAAAAAUAACCCCAAGGCCUACCAUUUUUUUAAUAAAUCUCCUUUUUUCACUUUAUACACCCAAAACCUCAUAUAAUAAUCAGAAAUCUUCCUUUAUCAAUCGACGAAGAAAAGCUCAGAAAACUUUGCCAAGACUUCGGCACCAUCGAAUCCAUCAAAAUUCCAAAGGUAAAAAACAUCAAAUACCAAAAUGAAGCCCCAAUUGAAGAAACCACAAAUAAAGGAAUUGGGCUAGUGUGCUUCAAAACUCCAGCAGAAUCAGCAAAAGCUAUUCAAGUAUUGAGAACAAAAACAGUGGAAGAGAAAAAACUACUUGUAUUCCCUUGGAAACCAAGAGAAGAAAUUGCUAAAAUAGUGAACAUGAACAGGAUGAAGAAAAUUUAUUCGCAGAUGUGGGAGUUUGGAAUGAUGAACCCUAUGAUGAUGGGAAGAGGAGGACAUAUGAAACCAAUGGAUAGAGGACAAAUGCACCCAGCGGGCAGAGGAAGAGGACAGAGACCGGUUGUGCAGGGAAUCCCACAGCCGAAUUUGAUACCACCAGUGAUGGUGGCAAGCCAAAGACCAAUGCCAAUGGCACUGCCUAUCACUUUUAACUAUCAAGCUUAUGAAGCUGCACAGCCAGAUAUAAAGAAACGUAUGCUGGGAGAAGCUUUAUAUCCUCACUCCCCCUUCUUUAAAUGGAAUAACGUAUCGGAAAAAAUUUCCAUUUUUUGGAUACUUUAAAACUGGAGCAAUUUGUUUUAUAUAAAUUAAUAAUUUUUAUAAAAUUAGUUUUUUAACCAAAUUUAAUGGAAAAUGUACGAUUAGAGUAUUAUUUAAAUCGUUUUUUUAAAUUGAAUUAAUUAAUCUUAUGAAUUAAUCUUUAUAAAAAUUAUUACCCCUUUAAAUUGGAACAGGAUUAUUUAUUCCUAAUUUAAAGGGAGGGAAUUCAGGUACUUACAAAUUCCAAUCAAAAAGUGGCAGGGAAAAUAACAGGAAUGCUGCUUGAGAUGGAUAAUGUCGAAUUAUUAGGUCUUUUAUCCAAUCCUCUCGGUCUCAAAGGAAAAGUUGUAGAAGCAAUCGAAGUGCUUAAGAAGGCCUGGGAAAACGACGCCGAAAGCUUGAAAUUAAUUGAGGGCAUAGCUUAA
Messenger RNA from Blepharisma stoltei, 2090 nucleotides. NCBI's taxonomy places the organism in Eukaryota, Ciliophora, Heterotrichea, Heterotrichida, Blepharismidae. The record is from the annotation of a GenBank genome assembly.